This is a messenger RNA of Phytomonas sp. Hart1, 1185 nucleotides long. NCBI's taxonomy places the organism in Eukaryota, Euglenozoa, Kinetoplastea, Trypanosomatida, Trypanosomatidae. The record is from the annotation of a GenBank genome assembly.
GGUCACGAAAGAGAAUAGUUUCAUUUUUUUAUCUAAGCGAAAUACGUUUUUUUUUUGGUUAUUUUUGUUAAGAUUUUACAUCACCUAUUAUACCAAACAAGUACAAUGGCGCUUUAUCCUCUUGAAAACAAUCCCGAAGUCUUGAAUCACUACAUUGAACGGCUUGGCGUCCCCCGCCCGAUGCUUCAUUUUGUGGAUGUAUACGGUGUAUCGGAGGAGUUGCUCGGGAUGGUUCCAGGACUCGUCUUUGCGGUGUUAUUUGUUUACCCCAUCACAAACAAAAUCGAGGUCGGUCUUCGGCUCAUGUCCGAAGAGCAAAAGGUCAAAGUAAGAGGGCUCAUGAAGCGCUCGCCGAUAUUUUUUAUGAAGCAGGAGGUCGAGAAUAGCUGUGGGACGGUCGCUCUUCUGCACGCGCUGCUUAAUAAUUAUAAUUCAAUUGGAAAUAUUAAAGACGAUAGUAUCUUGGUGGAGCUGCAUGAAGCUCCACAGUACGAAGAAGCGCGAGAGAGCCCUGAAAUAUUAGGAUCUCUCGUGAAGGAGAAUAAAUUUCUAGCGGCUGCUCAUACGGAAACCGCCUUCGAGGGAGAUUCGGAAAAUAGACCUAUCAACACUAGUAUUGAUCUGCACUUUUCGUGUUUUGUAUGGGCUUGGGACUUUUGCGUUGAGUUGGAUGGACGGAAGGAACGACCUCUUCUUCAUGGAGCAUGCAGCUCCCGUGAGGAAUUUCUACGAGAAACGGCUAAAACAAUUGAGAAGCGGAUGAGCCUGGACACUUCUUUACAAACCUUCAGUAUCACAGCGCUUGUUUCCACAUCUACCUAAACUAAGGCUUUCCAAUAGUUUUGUUGUCUAGCAUGGGAGGAUUUUUUUCAAAUCAUUUUUAUUCUAACUAGUCCUAAUAAGUUUUCAAAAUGCCAUUGAAAAAAUAUUAUAUUCAUAUACACACAGUCACAAAGAGAGGCACAGCGACAGUUUAUAUACAUAUAUAUAUCUAUAUAUAUGUUUAUGUAUUACUUUUACUAUCGUAUUUUUCAUGAUGUGCUUUUGAUCACAAGCUAUAUUCUCAAAGAUUGCGUUCACUUGGAAGUCAUCCUCUUUUUGGUGUGCACUCCAUUUUUAUAUGUCAACAUUAUUGAUCGGUAGCAAAGGGGUAAAAGGUGUAUGAUCAGUAUGUCAUUUUUCUCA